This is a messenger RNA of Monomorium pharaonis (pharaoh ant), 4584 nucleotides long. Its product is annotated as PAX-interacting protein 1. Gene Ontology annotation, cellular component: MLL3/4 complex. The transcript has 9 exons. Bases 186 to 4298 code for a protein of 1370 amino acids. The record is from RefSeq and is a predicted model, not a curated record. Lineage: Eukaryota; Metazoa; Arthropoda; Insecta; Hymenoptera; Formicidae.
GGCUCGCUCGCGACAUAACCUGCAAUCAUAAUAAUAACAAAAGCGUCGCGACGGACUUUUGUUUUCAAAUACUGCGGAGUCAUAUCUUCGGAGUUCUAGAAACGGUUUGAGUGCGGUGCGCGCUCCGCGCCCGCUAUUGUUGUGAUGCCGAGGACGUGAGCGGAGUAACGGACGGAUUCGGCAGGAUGGGCGACAUACGGGCUGGCCUCGAAGACUUGAAGCUCGACAGUGCUCUGUUUGCCAACGUUAAAUACUACGUCAGCGGUGAGGCCGAUCCGAAGAUUUUGAAUUUAUUGCAAGAAGGUGGGGCUGAGAGAUCCAAUUAUUUUAGUGAUUUUGUUACGCAUCUGAUAGCAGGCAAUGAAGCAUUAGAAAAUGAUAUUUCUGAAGCAAAGGAUCUAUAUGAGAUACCAGCAGUUACGCAAAAUUGGAUUUUAUAUUCCAUUAAGUGCAAGAAACUUCUACCAACGCAAUAUUUCUCGCCAGAAGAGAAUCAGUUGUUUUCGAACAUACAUGUCUGCCUGUCUCAGGUAAGUCGGGCUGAUAGCAAGUCCCUAUGGGCAAUGAUAACCUUGCAAGGUGGCAAAUGUCAGCUACGCUUGGACAGAUAUUGCACUCAUUUGAUUACGUGCAAAGCAAGUGGCGCAAAGUAUGAAGCUGCUAUGAGACACCACAUACCUAUUGUAACACCUGACUGGAUAACGGAAUGUUGUAAAAAAGGCACUCUUGUAAGUGAAGUGGAGUAUCAUCCUAGACUAUUAGUGUCUCCAAAUAGUUCGACAGCCUUGAUUACCGGAUUCAUGGACGAAGAUACAGAUAAUAACAUUACACAAGAAGAGCAAGAUAAGACUAAAGCCAUGCUCGAACAGCUCAAGCAACGUAUGCCAUGGAAUCAGCCGAGUCCACCGGUACCCUCGAGUGCUCCGCACAGUCUUGGUGUGACUAGUACAGCGACUGUUCCUUAUUCGACAAAUGGACAAAAUACUAUAAAUAUGCAAUCGCAAUCGCAACAGCAGCAUCUUCCACGGCCAGUUCCCUCGACCAAUCCGAGUACUUCCACGGUCGCUCCAUCAGUCUCUGAUCAAGAUGUAAUUCAUCAAACAAAUUGGCUUCCACAGACAUCUCAGCAAAACAUUUCUCCGCAAAUGAAAGCUGUACCAUCACAAAUGCAACAGCAAGAAUUGUCUCCGCAACAACAGCAACAGCAAAUGAAUAUGCAACAUCAGUUGAUACAACAGCAACAGUUAACAUCACAACAGCAAUUGACGCAGCAACAACUCACACAACAUCAGCAACAGUUGCAGCAACCACCGUAUAAUCAGCAGCAACAACUUUUGAAUCAACAGCAGUCGCCUCAGAUACAGCAACAAUUAGUAGGACAACAGCAAUCCAUGAUGCCCCAACAACAACAGCAACAACCAAUAAAUUCGCAAUUAUCCCAGCAUCAGCUAAAUCCACAGCAACUACUGACGUCACAACAAAAGCAAUUGAAUCAACAGCAAAUUAUUCAACAACAGCAAUUACAGACUCAGUCACAUUUGACGCAACAGCAGCAACAAGUGCAACUGGCUCAGCAGCAACAGCAGCAGCAAAUAGUGAUGCAGCAGCAGCAGCAGCAACAAUUAUCUUCUCAACAGCAACAAAUAGCAGGUCAGCAUCCAUUGACUCAACAACAGACUCCACCGCAGCAACUCACUCCCGAGCAAAGACAACUUAUUUUGUUGCAACAGCAACAACAGCAGCAAAAGAUACAACAGAUCUCACAGCAACUGCAGCAAUCUGCUCCACAGAAUUCUCAACAGUUCGUCAUAAGAGACGGUCAAUUACAACAACAGUCACAGAAUCAGCAAUUAAUUGGACCAAAUCAACAAGGAUUUAUCGUUCAACGAGACUCACAGUGGCAGCAACAGCAAUACCACUUACAACUGCAAAGGCAACAACAGCAGCAACAGAUUGGUGCUCAAAGAGCCUCAGGAGGACAAUGGAAUCAACAACCACCUCAACCUCCCCGACAGUUGAUUCAUUUGGACGCGCAGACACAUCAGCAACUGCAGCAGAUGGACCCGCAACAGAGGGCUCAGUUUAUACAGAAGAUUCAAAAACAACGAAACCUCCUAUUGCAGAGGCAGAUGCAGAAUCGUCAAGCGCAGCAAGGCUCACAUAUUGCUGUUAUAAGAAGCCCUGGUAAACCAGUACAGCCAGGUAGUUUACAAUGGGUUCAGCAAGCUCGACCGCAGAUGAUGGGACCACAACUCGCGCAACCUUCAGGACAGAAGCCGGUACAUCCUGGUGUACAGCCACCAGCAUUAACUCCAAUAAACUCUUCCAAUCAAGUCAUUGUGUCAGCCGGCCAGGCCGUUCAAGGUCCGCAAGCUUCACAAACGGGCCAACCAUUCCAACAGGCACAACUGACACCUCAGCAAUUGGCGCAAUUACAGUUACAGAAGCAACAACAAAUGGUUAGAUUGCAGCAGUUGCAUCUACAACAACAACAACAGCAGCAGCAGCAGCAGCAGCAACAACAACCAGGGGCACAGCAAGAACCGCAAUUAGCGCCUUUGCCAAAUAAUGCGCAAAUUUCACCAGAUCAGCAGCUUGUCGUGAAUCCUAAAACUAAAACUGCAUUGGCAAAUAUGCUAACCAACAGAAUACAAAGUGGUGCUGCUGAAGGUAGUGCAGCUGGUCAAUUGAGAUUGAUGACUGCGCAACAUCGACCUCCACCCCCACCUUCGCAAGAUCCACAACUCUUAGCCGCUUAUCAGAGAAGAACUUUGGGGAAUAUAACAAAUGGCGCACCAUCAGGAGCACCUAUGAAAAUGCAAUAUGCUCCAGUUAUGCCACAACCUAAGACUCAGUUUUAUGGUCACAAUCCAAAUUUGAAAUUGCCGCCAGAUCUAUUUCUGUUAGGAUGCAUUUUCGUCAUUGUCGAAUAUGAUGUACAGCGUCCUAAUGAAGUUUCUGUUUGGAAACAAGUUAUCGAAAGACAUGGUGGCGAAGUAGAAGCGCAAUACUGUACUCGCGCAACGCACGUGUUAGCUAUCACGCAGAAACAUCCAACUGUGGUGCAAGCUUUGCGUGAGGGAAAACGUUGUGUUAGUGCACAUUGGCUUUCCGAUGUUGUCAGUAAGCAACAAGUAGUCCCACCUUGGCAUGUUCUUCACUUUCCAACGCCGUUUGGCUUAACUGAACUUCCAUGUAGCAAGCAAAUCAUAUCUUUUUCUGGAUUCGAGGGAGAAGAACGAGCAAAAGUCAAAUUCAUGUUAGAGGCUUUGGGUGCAAAGUACACUAAUUACUUUUCCAGGCACAAUACUCUUCUUGUCUGUAGAAGGCCAGAUGGACAAAAAUAUAAAAAGGCACGCGAAUGGCAAACCAGUGUCGUAAACGUACAAUGGUUGACGGAUUUACUAUGCGGACAGAUGAAUGCUUUGCAUCAACUUGAGGGUCCAAAGUAUCAACAGUUUAGUCUGAGCAACCCUUUCAGACUAGAUUAUUCGUUAGUGCCUCAUCUCAUGGCUGCUUGGAAAAUGCCAAUAAAUAUUACGCAAGAAUCAUAUGACAAAGUAAAACAGGUUGGUCAGGGUCCAAAUUCAAUCAGAAAAUACAAAAAGCCACGUCUGGAUGGUCCAUUAUUGAAUAAAGAUCCGCAUCUUUUGGGUCUGGAUGAACCAAUUGUUAUUAGCAAUCCUGAUCCUCCGCCACCCGAUAAACAACCAAGAAUACUAUUUUCUGGUAUUAACCCGAAAAAUCAUGCCAAGAGGAUUCGAGAACUGGGAGGUGCUUUAGCUGCUAGCUGGCGAGAUGCUACUCAUCUCGUAAUGUCAGCACCAUUACGAACAGUAAAAUUAUUGUGUUGUUUAUCACGAUGUAAAUAUAUCGUCAGCCUUCAAUGGUUGCUCGAAUGCUCUUCAAAAAACACUUUUGUGGACGAAAAUGCAUAUAUGCUCGGUGAUCCAGAAUUCGAGAAAAAUUUCAAUUGCAAUAUCGAAAAAAGUUUAGCGAGUCCCAAUCGAGGAACAGUACUUAAGGGUAAAAUAUUUUAUGUUACACCAAGUGUAAUACCAUCUCCCUCGGCAAUUGCGGAAAUAAUAGAGAGUGCAGGAGGUACAAUGGAAAAGACACGUAGAUCAAUCGCUCAAAUACAAGAAAUGAAUGCUGCGAAAUUAAGUUAUAUUAUCGUGACUCAUGACAAUGACCUCCAUCUUCUCUCUGAUGUCUUACGUGCAAAUAUUAAUGUGUACAGUGCAGAAAUUGUAUUAGGCGCAGUUGCACGACAAUAUUUCCAACCUGAUACAAGUUAAGUCUAAAAGGUUAUACUUUGCUAUAUUUUUAUCCCUGUUAUGGGCCUAUCAAUUCUUUAGUGAUUAUUUUCGAAACGGAAAUUUUUGCUUAUCUUCUGCAAUGGGACAAUAAAAAACAUAAUUUUAUGAUACAAAAAAGACAUUGUUACACUUUUUACAGCUAUUUUUUUCAUUUGAAUUAUCUGGAGGUAAGUAUAGUAGAUUUGAUAUAUUCUGUAUUCUUGUAAUUAUCUGUAUCCGUUUUUGUUCAUAUCUUGAACGCAUCGAGUAAAGACAGUAUCUAUCA